AUGGCGUCGGCUGCUGACGUGGCAUUGGCCAAGGUGGUGCAGCUCUUCUCUGCGCACGUGCCUGGUGAUGGUGACACGACAGAAGCAUUUCUCAAGAAGGUCCUCAAGGUCUGCUGCCAGAUGCCUGAUGCUGACCUGGACCGCCUCUUGCAGGCAGUGGACACACAACAAACUGGAAAGGUCAUGCUGAGCCAAUUCAUCAACUGGAUGUUCCGCACUUUUGAAGACAAGAUCGAGGAGUGGACAACAGACGAUGAGUUAGAGGGCUUCUCUUCGGCGCUUCCACCAGGAACCGAGAAGCUGACACUGAGCUUUGUCUGCCCAGACAAAUUCACGGACAAAGCCUUGGGCUACAUCGGGGCAGGUUUGCCAGCGACAUUGCAGAAACUGGCGCUGGCUCUGGAGUUCUCGUGGACGGAGUGCAAGAUCACGUCCGAUGGAUUCGCCCGAUUGGCAACUGGUUUGCCGAAGGGCCUGACUUCUCUGGAUCUCAUCAUCAGAAACGAUGAGCUUCCCGACAAGGCACUUCAAAGCUUGGCUGCCACUCUGCCGCCCGCGUUAACUCGGGCAAUGCUGAGUUUCAAGGACAACACGGAGUUCACUGACCAGGGGAUGUGUGAGCUCCUGGCCAGCUUGCCUGCCACUCUACUUGAGCUCAUCAUUAAUGUUGAUGCGAACCCGCGUUUGUCGGACCGAAUGCUGGAAGCGUUUGCUGACUGGUUGGGCAAAUCGGGCUCUGGCUUGCAAAAGCUGUACCUCAUCAGCAACAGCAGCAAGUACACCCAUAACGGCUUGAAGCAGCUUUGCGCUGCAUUGCCCAGCAUGAAGGAGCUAAGGCUUGAGUUCCAGUCCAGCGAGGCCGAUCCUGAUCUCGGCAGCCAGUUUGUGGUGUCUCCAGACAAUUCAAUCACUUUCAUGGGCAGUGGAAGCUCGGCGUAG
Molecule: messenger RNA, 939 nt
Organism: Symbiodinium natans
Lineage: Eukaryota; Dinophyceae; Suessiales; Symbiodiniaceae
Source: the annotation of a GenBank genome assembly